Messenger RNA from Xenia sp. Carnegie-2017, 399 nucleotides. RefSeq lists its product as uncharacterized. The coding region runs from base 1 to 399 and encodes 132 amino acids. NCBI's taxonomy places the organism in Eukaryota, Metazoa, Cnidaria, Anthozoa, Malacalcyonacea, Xeniidae. The transcript has a single exon. The record is from RefSeq and is a predicted model, not a curated record.
AUGAUUGGCAUAAAAGAAGACAAAAAUGACAGAUGGCGCAUAACUUGCAAUUACACAAGCAUUAAUUGGAAUGUUGGGGAUCGUCUUGAGGCAACGCAUAAAAACAUUGAAUUACUGGAUGAAAAAAAUUCAACGUAUCGUGGGGAAUGUGUUCUCGUGGAAUAUGUUGAAAUUCGUGGAGCUUCGUGCAGCCGUUGCAACAUCAACAUUUAUCAUUUCGGAAACAAUAUUCUUCAUACUGAUUCAUAUUAUACUUCUUGUGGUCGGACUUGGAACGGAAUUCCAUGUCAUAAUGGAUAUGGUGAGGACAAUUUUGGUUAUUACGAUUGCGUAAAUCCUAAACACGAUUGUACAUCGUCAAACAAAGCCACCACACAAUUGUGGUUUGGCAAUGAAUGA